Messenger RNA from Sclerotinia trifoliorum, 1445 nucleotides. Lineage: Eukaryota; Fungi; Ascomycota; Leotiomycetes; Helotiales; Sclerotiniaceae. The record is from the annotation of a GenBank genome assembly.
UGGGUGCAACCACUAGCCUUGAGCCUGGAGGAAUCGAGCUUGUCUUGCAGAUAUCCUGAUGCUGUGCCAGACUGAUCUCGUACGAUGAUAUUUUAAUAGCAAAAAGACAUUCAACAUAAAACUGAAUUCGAAGCUCGUAUCUUAACAAGUCAAAAUAGUAGGCUUAGAGAAAACGAAGUUAGAUCAUCUAGUGACAGGGAAUGUAAGCUUCCCAUUGGUCACUUCUAUCACAGUGAAUGCUGAGUCAUCUUCGCAUCAACGACCACCCCGCUAUCCUCUCAUUAUUGGUAUAUCCUCAACCACAUUCGAAUCUAUUCAAAGCAUACCUGCACCAAAACAUAAGUCCAUUAAAGGAUUUAAUUCAGAUGUCAAACAAACACCACUUCCUCACCUCAAGUCAACGGCACCAAGCACUCCUGUCUCGUGAUCCUCUGGCGCAUUCUUCCUUCAUCUACUGCGUCAUUACGACCAAGAUAUACUGUCGACCCACUUGUCCCUCGCGACUUGCACGUCGUGCGAACAUCGUUUUUCAUGAGACUUGGAAAGAAGCAGAGGACGAUGGAUUUCGUGCUUGCAAGAGAUGUCGGCCUGAUAUCGAUAAGGAGAGACUGAGGAGCGGAGGGGGUGGCGGUACACACAGUAAUCGUGUGAAGAACUCUGCCGGCCAUGUGGAUAAGGUACUUGAAGUUGAUGAUUUGGGCGAGACUGGAAGGGGAAAGAGGAUCGUCGACAGAGUCAUGAAGUUAAUUGAGAACGAAGUCGAAAAUGGUGGCGAGAAAUGGACACUAAGGAAAAUGGCAAAGGAAGUUGGUCUAACGGAAAGUCAUUUCUGUAGAAUAUUUAAGAGGGAGGCAGGUGUGACUAUGGGAGAGUAUAGGAAAAAAGUUGUCGGGCAGCAGCAGCUAGAGUUUUCGCCUACCAACAAUACGAUGUCGGGAUGGAAUGCACCUCCAGAAACUGGAACAGUGGUACAUUGGAACAGCUCCUGGGACGAGAUCGGUGAUACCCAUAUUCCAGAUACUGACUCGUCAUUUCUCGGACGUGGCUCGGCCAUCGUAUUUGAUACUGACGUGGAUGGAAUGGAGUUUUUGAACCUUGAGUGCUGCGGAGAUUGAUAAACCAUCCAAAUCAACAUAUCUAAAAAUUAAUUCCACACCCUAUAUAGCAGUUUUAAUAGAGUUUCUCGAACUAAAGCCACACAAAUCAAAAUGCCCCAAAUACGAAUGCUAUUUCAAAGCAAGACUAUGAUUGGGAUACCAGGACUUUGUUUUCCACCAAAUAACCGAGGCCGCAAAAAUCACCCUGACAUGCGAACGCAGGUUGAUGCAAGUAUCAUACCUUAAAAAUAUUAUAGGGUUAUCCCAAUCGUCAGUCGUGAGCCAGAGCACUGUAGGAUUCAUUAGCUCGUCAUUUUUUCAUGAUAUACUUAUCUCGGCUAAGCACAC